UAGUGUCAUAUAAUCUCUUUAUCAUUUCAGAUAUUAGAAGGUUUAAAUGCUGUGAGGAAAAGACCUGUAAUGCACAUUGGAAGUACGGGGUUUCGUGGUCUACAUCAUCUGGUUUAUGAAAUACUGGAUAACGCUGUUGAUGAAGCCCAAGCUGGUUUUGCUUCAAAAGUCGACAUUGUCCUACUCACAUACGGGUCAGUGUGCAUCACUGACAAUGGACGUGGGAUCCCGAUCGACUUGCAUCCAAGCUCAAAAAAGUCCGGAGUGGAGACCGUGUCGACUGUUUUGCAUGUUGGUGGAAAAUUUGGUGGUGCAAGUAGCGAUUAUAAAGUCUCGGGUGGACUACAUGGUGUUGGGUUAUCUGUGGUAAACGCGUUGUUCGAGGUGCUUAUCUUAAAGCUUUUAAUCCUUUUGUAAGUAUCAACUUGUACUUACUUUCUUUUAUUCAUCUUUUGUGCAUAAAUUACAAGUUACCGUUUGGCGAGAUUGCAAGGAAUGCUAUCUAAGUUUUACUCGUGGAAAGCCCUUUAAACCUUUAGCAUGCAAGGAUCUUCCACAUAAAAUAGGUAGGGAAGAAUGAAGAUGCCACUUAGUCCGAUGACACAUGCACAAAAGAGGCCAUUUGGCAGUGAUAUACAGAUUGUUAAGUCAGGAUUGUAUGC
Helianthus annuus (common sunflower) is the source of this 662-nucleotide messenger RNA. Its product is annotated as DNA gyrase subunit B, mitochondrial. The transcript is spliced from 5 exons. The coding region runs from base 70 to 417 and encodes 115 amino acids. Gene Ontology annotation, molecular function: DNA topoisomerase type II (double strand cut, ATP-hydrolyzing) activity. Gene Ontology annotation, biological process: DNA topological change. NCBI's taxonomy places the organism in Eukaryota, Viridiplantae, Streptophyta, Magnoliopsida, Asterales, Asteraceae. The record is from RefSeq and is a predicted model, not a curated record.